GAGUUAUCAGCCUCCACGGCGGCAGGUGUGCGGAAGGUUUUUGCGGAUCGGGCGGCAGUACUCACCAGAUAUCGCGUAUACGCCCUGCACUCCGGGAAUCGGUGCCUGGUGCCUAGUGCCUGUUGGUGAUUCAGUCGAUGAAUGGCCCUCGUGGAGCGGAAAUUGUUACGUGCGAAUUGUGUAAAAUGAGCUGACCCCUGAUCGGAAAUGGAGUUUCUUGGGCAGUGAAGAGCCACGAUUGGUUUCCAUUUCCAUUUCGGUUUCCCUAUUUGUGUUUCUGCGGUCAUUUGCGAUUUGCACAUGCCCGUUUUGCGUGCUCGCCUCAAGUGAUAGUUUGCGGAAUACAUAGAUAUCGAACACUGACUUAAUACCCCGAACUAAUCAAUUUAAAGCCAAUAAGUGUUAUACCGACGAAGUAAAUCGAUUCCGUAGACCAAUCACAAUCGAAGCAAACGAGUACAUAAUCCGUCACAAUUGCAACCGAACACAACAAAUUUAUAGCCGCAAUUAAAUCCUUGGCCAUAAAUCAGGGAAUAUGGCCGGGGUAAUCAAAGUGUUUAACCCACACACAGCAAACGCAUCGAGAUAAAUUAGCGCGAACAAGAGAUUGGCCAGAAUAAAAGAUAUUAUAUAGACGGAUACAGAUACCUGGAUACAGAUAUAGAUACAGAUAUCUGGUAUCUGGUAUCCAGUGCAACAUGGCCUGCUUUCCCCGACUUUUCCAUCAUCGCAGCAAAAACAAAUUCACGCCCGCCGAAGAUGAGAACACCGAUACGAUACUCAACACACAAGAUAGUCCCGUGCAAAUUGGCCGGUACGUCCGUCGCGAGGAGAAGCCACUGUACUCGCCCAUCGUCACUCCCAGUGCCAGUGAGGCCAAACUUCAGCGCCUCAGGCAGCCGGCGCCCGGCUCACCGCCCACCUCCGCCCCCUCCCCCGUCAGGGGCACCCUGCAGUCGGUUGCCGAAAAUGGCAGCGCACACAAUGGCGUCCAGGAGCGGAAGUUCCGCUCCAACAAGGACAAACUGCCGGCGCAGGACGCGUCCCCGUCCGGCGGCAGUGCAAUUAAUGUCACACGCUCGAGUUCGAAAUUAAGACCAGUCAAAGAGCGUCGGCCCACCGCCCUGCCCACCGAGGUGCCCAGCAUCGAGAUCCAGGAUGUGAAGGAUGCCAAGGAUGCGCUGGUUGCAAGGCAUGGCCAGGAUGCACUGGAGGAGGCGGUGGUGGCGCCGGAGCCGGGUGCUAAUGCACAUGUCGAUGUCGUCGAUGGCGGCAAGUCAAAACUCAAAGUGAAUGUGAAUGGCAUAAUUGAUGAGGGCGUCGCCCACGAUGAUGAUGUUGCCACACCCUCGAGCACAGCCACGACACCUGUGACCGGAGGUCCUGUAAAGUUUUUCAUUGGUCACACGCAGGAACUAAGCGGCCAGCAAACAGAUGACAACUUGUCCUGGCAGAGCAGCGAUGCCAACAACAACGACAGCAGCAGCAGCAGCGCCGCCAAGCUGACAAAUGGCGUCCUGCCACAGGAGCAACGGGAACGGGAAUGGGACAAGGAUUCCAGAGGGAACCUGCAACCACUCCAGGCACCGCCCCGCGCCAAGAGCUCCAGCAACGUGUCACUCAAUUAUCUGGCCAAGAGCCAGACGGACAGCCAGCGCCGCCGACGUGUGUCCACGAUGCCCGAUAUUAACAUACCGCCGGCACCGCCGCUGCCUCCGGAGCUCCUCGUCCCCGGAACGCCGCUCCAUCUGCGCAAGAAACGGAGCGUGGAGCGACCGCAGCAGGAGCAGGAGCAGCAGGAGCAGAAGCAGCAAGAGCAGCAGUGGCAGGGGAACCAGCAGAGCCAGCAGGAUGCUUCGAAUAGUCAAGAUCAAAUAGCAGCAGCAAAGGAGGGCGGCGAGAGUCAGAAGUCCAGCGAUUCCUCGACACCAAAAACACAUCGCGUGGAAGGUGGCCUCAUCUAUGUCCGUCCCAACUUUCCCAUUCAGGGCGACAUUGAAAUCGAAUCUAUUGCAAAGGACGAAGGCACACGCAAUCUCAUACGAACGGCCAUUGAGCGCAAUGACUUCCUCAAUAAUCUAAUGGACAAGGAGCGCAAGGAGAUGGUUAUCAACGCCAUGGCCCCGGCCAGCUACAGGAAGCACAGCCUCAUCAUCCGGGAGCACGAGGAGGGUUCCGAGAUCUACGUCUCCGCCGAGGGCCAGUACGAUGUCAUCCGCGGUGGCCAACUGGUGGCCAGCUUCGGACCGGCCACCGUGUUCGGUGAACUGGCCAUCCUCUACAAUGCUCCGCGCCAGGCGUCCAUAGAGGCUGCCACCGAUGCACGCGUGUGGAAAAUCGCACGCGAAACCUUCCGCGCCAUCAUGCAAAUCUCUGGGUCCCGGGAACGCGAGGAGAACCUCCAGUUCCUGCGCUCCGCUCCUUUGCAGGAGUUCGACCAGAGUUUGCUGCUCAAAGUCGUGGAUCUUCUGCAGCGGAAAUUCUACGAGACCGACAGCUGCAUUGUCCGCGAAGGAGAGCUGGGCAACGAGUUCUACAUCAUCCGCUGCGGCACGGUGACCAUCAAGAAGCGGGACGACCAGCAGCUGGAGCAGAUUGUGGCCAAUCGGAAGCGCGGCGACUACUUCGGGGAGCAGGCGCUGCUCAAUGCGGAUGUGCGGCAGGCCAGUGUCUAUGCGGAUGCCCCGGGCACCGAGGUGCUCAUGCUGGACAGAGAAGCCUUCAUUAGCUAUCUGGGAACCAUAAAGCAGCUGCGCGAUAAGCCCAGCAGUCAGCGCAGCGACACGAGUGGUCGUUCCAGCAACAAGUCGCUGGAGUUCGACAACGAGUACUCCCAGGUGGCCAUCUCGGAGCUGAAGAAGAUAACCACGCUGGGCUGCGGCGCCUUUGGACGCGUGGAUCUGGUGGCCUACAAACAAGAGGCGCUGGCCCUGAAGAUCAUCAAGAAGAUCGAGGUGGUCAAGCAAGAUCAAAUAGAGCACGUUUACAACGAGAAGAACGUCAUGAUUAAGUGCCGGCAAUCGCCCUUCAUAGUACAACUGUAUCGCACGUACCGCAAUGACAAGUACGUCUACUUCCUAAUGGAGGCGUGCAUGGGCGGUGAUGUAUGGACGGUGAUGUCAAAGCGCCAGUACUUCGAUGAGAAGACGGCUAAAUUUAUAGCGGGCUGUGUCGUCGAGGCCUUCGACUACUUGCACUCCCAUCACUUCAUCUACAGGGACUUGAAGCCCGAGAACCUGAUGCUGGGCACGGAUGGCUACUGCAAACUGGUCGAUUUUGGAUUUGCCAAGUUUGUGCGGCACAACGAGAAGACCAACACCUUUGCGGGCACACCGGAGUACGUGGCCCCGGAGAUAAUCCUGGAUCGAGGACACGAUCGAGCCGUCGACUAUUGGGCCCUGGGAAUUCUCGUAUACGAACUGCUGGUUGGCAAAACGCCCUUCAGGGGCGUCAACCAGAUCAAGAUCUACCAGCAAAUCCUCAGUGGCAUCGAUGUCAUCCACAUGCCCUCGCGCAUCCCCAAGUCCGCGCAGCACCUGGUGCGGCAUCUCUGCAAGCAACUUCCGGCGGAAAGGCUGGGCUAUCAGCGCAAGGGAAUCGCCGAUAUCAAACGGCAUAGUUGGUUCGAAAGUCUCGACUGGCAGAGAUUGAAGCAGAAGCAACUGCCGUCGCCCAUCAAGAGGCCGUUGAAGAGUUGGACCGACUUGCAGUAUUUUGGUCCUUCGGGUGUUGAGAACGACUACGAGCCACCGGAGGAACUGAGCGGUUGGGAUAAAGACUUUUAGGGCUUUGGAAGAAGUACAUUUUGUAAAGUUUCGGAUAUUAGUAGUUAGUUAGUAGGAUAAGUGUACCCACGCAGCAGCCAUUACAACCUCGUCUUAAUUACUAGCUUCGAAAAUACCCAAGUCUGUGCCCAAUUGUUACCUAUUCUGUACUAGAGUUUUAUUGUAAGUUUGUUAGAUUAAAUACUUUUUAGGUAGACGUUAACAUGAACAAUUAUAUCGCCCAUUUACAUAAGAACAGAA
Messenger RNA from Drosophila teissieri, 4025 nucleotides. Its product is annotated as cGMP-dependent protein kinase 1. The record is from RefSeq and is a predicted model, not a curated record. Gene Ontology annotation, molecular function: cGMP-dependent protein kinase activity; ATP binding. Gene Ontology annotation, biological process: protein phosphorylation. NCBI's taxonomy places the organism in Eukaryota, Metazoa, Arthropoda, Insecta, Diptera, Drosophilidae.